Molecule: messenger RNA, 5846 nt
Organism: Lytechinus pictus (painted urchin)
Lineage: Eukaryota; Metazoa; Echinodermata; Echinoidea; Temnopleuroida; Toxopneustidae
Product: ADP-ribosylation factor-like protein 3
Exons: 5
Coding region: 1-678 (225 amino acids)
Biological process (GO): cilium assembly
Cellular component (GO): cytoplasm; microtubule cytoskeleton
Molecular function (GO): GTPase activity; GTP binding
Source: RefSeq, a predicted model, not a curated record
AUGGAUACAACGAUAACUUAUCGUUAUAAAAGCCCCAUCCUUGUUUUUCGGAUUAACGAACCUUCGGAAUUACGAACCUUCGGAAAUACGAAGCUUCGGAAUAACCGAACCUUCGGAAUUACGAAUCCAUACUUUUUAGAUCUUCUACGGAAACUGAAACACAAGCACCAGAGGGAGCUACGGGUCCUUCUCCUCGGCCUUGACAAUGCCGGCAAGACGACCAUUCUUAAAAAUCUCUGCAAAGAGUCUUAUGAGAACAUAUCACCGACGAAGGGGUUCAACAUCAAAAGUGUUAAAAACAAAGACUGGAAUCUAAAUGUAUGGGAUAUAGGAGGGCAGAGGAAGAUUAGACCGUACUGGAGGAAUUACUUUGAAAACACUGACGUUUUGAUAUAUGUGAUAGACAGUGCAGACAGAACAAGAUUUGAAGAAGCAGGCGAGGAAUUCAGUGAACUACUAGAGGAAGAAAAGUUACAGGGAGUGCCUGUGUUGGUGUUUGCAAACAAGCAGGACCUGGUAGGAGCCGCUUCGGCUUCUGAUCUAUCCGAUUCUGACAAUUUGAAUUUACAAAUACUUCGAAACAGAUCGUGGCAAAUCCAAGCCUGUUCUGCGCAGACGGGAGAAGGCCUAGAGGCAGGAUUAACGUGGGUUAUGAAGACGGUGAACAGCAAAAAGUAGAGAGCGUCUAGCAUUCAGCCCUUGUAUACCAGGAUGGUUGCGCCAUUCUAGGAGAGAGUUCUCCUUAUUCCAUGCUGCCAUCCACAUUGGUAAGAUAUUUGGUUAACUCCUGUUAUAAGAACACAUUCAGGAUAUUGUUGUGAUCUUCAGGUUGAACUAUCUUUCCUUUGCAUAUGAAGCAAUUUGCCAGCCAAAGACUUUAAAGAUGACAAUCACUGUCCUUUGCUUAUGUUAAAUAUCAACUCCCAUAAUGCAACGGUGGAUUACCUAGCCAGACUUAUGACUUGGUGGUCAUGCUACAUCCGUGGUCACUGCCAUGGUUAAGGGGCUUUCACAAUUGCUUGUGAGAUCGUUUGCGAUCACUUGGUUACAAAAUAUGAUGCACAGAAUCGCAGCAGUUGUAAGCAGUCACACCACCAAUUGUGAAAGGGGCCAAAGAUAUCUGUGGGACGUUGCAAGAAACUUUUGUUGGGUCAGAUGCAUAAAAAGUAGCAACUGCUUUUGCUAGGCCUUUGCUUGAUUCCGUAUGCAUAAAAAUGAGCGAGCAAACGCUUUUCCUAAUAAGCUCAAGCAAUAACCUACUUUCCGCUAGCAUUUGCUUGACGAUUAAUCUAUUUGCUUAAAACCGUAUGCAUAAAGCGAACUUGUUGCUUGUGCGUUUAAGCACUUGCUUGGGUUUUUCAAGCUCCGUCAGAGCAGCUUGAGCGUUUGCUUGAUCAGGGCGUUUGCAUUUUAUAAUCAUGUUUAUGCACCUAGGAGAGAACCCUGAGGGGUACAGUAGCCUUCAUGUACAUGUUUUCUUCCUUCUUGACAUGAAUCGAAUGCUAACUAUAUUAAUUCAUUAAAUAGAAACAAGUUAGAAGAAUAGUUUGAUAUCACGUCCAAGGAAAAAAAAUGUAACAUGAUAGAAACGGCAUAUUUUGAACUGCCAUAUCAGGGAACGACUAACAUUCGAGUCCCGCCUUUGUGUUUUCACCAGCGUGACGUUGCUAUUGUUCAAACUGCUAGCAGUUGCUUUCUGAAGGCAAGAAAAUUGUUCAAGCACAAGCAAAGGGUUAUGCAUACGAAAUAAAGCAGCUGCUAAGUCUUGAUCUUUUGCCUUGCUGGCAAUUGCUUGAAUGUAAUAAUUGCUACUUAUUAUGCAUAUGACCCAAUUACUAGCAAUCAAUCAUAUGUUUUGCAAUCAAUCACUAAUUCGCAAUUGAUAGUAUGCUUCUUGCAAUAGAAAAUACGAAUUAAUUGCUGUAUUUAAUUAUUGAUAACGCAAUGAAAAUUUGUGAUCAACCACAAAUAAGUUUGUUAUUACUUGGUCUUCAUCUAUGAGGCUUGAAAUACAUUUAUGUGUAACCAGGUGGGUGUUUCAUAAAGCUGUUCGUAAGUUAAGAGCGAUUUUAAGAACGUCUGGUGAUCCUUACGCACUAAAUAAUCACCAAUGAACAUUUAAUGGUGAAUAUCAUUUACCACAAGAAAGGAUCACCAGUCGCUCUUAACUUUCGAACAGCUUUAUGAAACAACCCCCAGGUCCAUUUCUGGCUGUUUCUUAGGCAGAAAUUUCAGGAGGUAUGUAUGUGGCUCUUGUGGGGGGGGGGGGGGUGGUAGUUAAGACUGAUAUUUUUUCUUGUAGGCAUUUGUAAGAAGACAGACAUUUCUGGGGAUAAAAAAACAAGAUAAUGAAAAGAGAGAGGUCUGGGACUGUAGAUCUAUGAUACCUUGAUACCACUAUUAGGACCUGAUGAAAUGAAAAUAAAAAUGGUGUCACUAGAAAGAAAGCCGUCUUGCCUGCACCCUCCUUUAAAUAUUCUGGUGCCACUCCUGAAAGGCAUUGUUAUCUUUCAUUCAUUUGAAACGAUGUACUAUCUAUCUUUAUGCAAAAAGAGUAACCAACGAAUCUAUUUUGUGAAAAUGAUGAAAAAUAUCCACAUUGAUAAAACCAUUCUUGUUCUGCUGUAUCAGGCUCUCAUACAGAGCAUAUUGACUUACAACCUGCUAUGUUAUUUUGGAAAUGGUAAAAGAAAGAAGGGUCUCGAUUAGGUCGGGUGAGACGAGUGGCACAGCGAGUGGUUGGAAAAGAUCAGCCUGAUUUAGACUGUCUCUUUGAAUAGAGAGUUUUGUCAAAAACUAACAAAGCCAUGAAAGAUUAACUGAUCUGAGCUAUCCUCUCAAUACACAAUAUUCGUUCAAUCGAUCCGGAACCCGUUUAAAUGUCCCACGAACUAAUGUAAUGGGUCGCAGUUCCGCCAAUCUUUUGUUCCAAACUAUUUACUUGUAUAAUCAACUUGUUAGAAGAUGAUCUUCCCACAAUAUUUACAACUACUGUACUUAACUACACACCAUCUGAAGGAUAACAACAAUACAAUAAUGAUACUUCUACUCCUCAUGAUAAUAAUAAAACAAUGUACUACUAAUAAUAGUAUAAAGAUAAUAAUAAUGAUAACUGUACUGAAUAUUAUAAGGAUAAUGACAUACAUAUACAUAUUUUUUGUUAUACAUAUAUGAAAUAAUGAUAACGUACAGGUUAUAUGAGAAUCCUCUUUCAACAUGAACGCCCUGACUUCUGGUGAGGAAUCAUACUUUUGUUUGUCUGUUUUACAUGUUUUCGCAUCCUCUAUGUGUGUUUCAUAUAUGUUUGUAAUGCUGGUGGAAAGCACAUUUCUAUGAACUUGGACUACAAUAAAUAUGAACUUAUUGAACAGUUUUGUGGAUUUUACCACAUUGCCAGGAUAUCUAAAUCAAAAUAGUAAAUUUUACAUUCAGUUUGUUGACAAAGACUGUUGUUCCAUAUUAAAUGACAAAGCAGAGUUUUGAUCAGUGCCAAAUAUUUGUUCAUUUAUGAUUUUAAUACUGUACUUCAUUAAUUUUUAACGAUUUUUAUUUCUUAGCCCUUUUAACAUUUGAUUUUGGGGAUCAUUUUACCUGCCUCUGUUUAUUUAAAUUGAGAGCAUUGUAAACAAAAAUGCCUCCAUUCUUAGAAUGAAUGUACAGUUUAUGUGUAAUUAUUUUGAUAAAUGUUUGAAUAUUUUUUUUGUUGCUUUUUUGUGAUAUGAUUGUACACCGAACUUGCAUGAAAUGUUAUCACCUUGAGUUACAUAUCCGUCUCAUUGAAGCAUAACUUGUAAAUAACAUAAUGGAUAUUGAUCUGAUAUUUUAGUUUGUAAAGGAUAAAGAGGUAUACAACUAUGACAGAUGGUAAGCGCUGCAGAUACACAUACAUGUACGGUAGCUGUAAUUAUAGUAUACCGGUAUUCAAAACAAUUUUUUCAUAGAAUUAUGAGAUAGCAGAUGUGGCAACCAAGAUUUAUGUUUUACUUGUACUUUUAUAUAAGUACCAAAAGAGUGCUUACUUUGAAAGUGGUGUAAAAAAAAGUCCCCAUUUAUAUGCAAAGAGAGAGGUGACUAUAUAACUUUUAUUUUUCAGUACUUAAUUUUAUCAUUUCAAUUUUUCAUAAAGUAUGAAUGAUUUUCACUUAAUCGCAGUAAGCUAUGAUAAUGGUGAUUUUACAUAGUUUAUAAGGAAUCAGGUCAUAUUUUAGCAACGUAUUUUUGUAGCCAAAAUGGGAAUAUUUUUUAAUAAAUGAAUAAAUAAUUUCAUACAAUGCAAAACAUUAGGUGUUCUGGAAUGUCCAUUGGAUGAAUGGUUAAUACCUCUGUGAAAAAGUACAUGUACAUGGCUAUUGCCAUGAGUGUCAAUGCACGAUAAUUUUGGGGGGAAAUGCUAUUUGUUCAAAUGUUUAAUUAAAGAUUCCUUUUAGCUGCAUAAAAAAUUAUGAAUUAUGAAUAUUGGUCACUUUGCCAUCAGUAAUAAAUAGGUACAUCUUAGUAGGUGUCACUUUCCCAAGGGAGUGGGAGAUGUGCAGUGGCAGUGCAUACAUCUAGUCAUGGGCAGAUUCGGUACAGCACCCUUUUAAAGGAGGGGGUGAUGUGAAACAAUAUAUCUUUCCCCCCCCCCCCCACUGCUUGAAUCUUGGAAUCUUUUACAUUGUAUCUAUUGCAUCUAGUGUAUGGACAUGUGUACAUGCAAUGUGUUAAAUUUAUUUUUUGAUUAAAGAUGGAUGUAUUGUUAGAGUACUUUUGAUUUGUCAAGUGAUGAAGUUGGACAAUGUAAAGCACUUUUGCCUGUAUUCUGAACUGAGGUUUAAUCUGAAAUCUGGUCUUAAGUUGUGGUGUAACCAUGGAUAUAGCCAAUUUGGGACACAAAUCUCUACAGUACAAUUUCGAUUUAUGACCUCAUCUGUCACACACAAGUCAUCCAACUGUCUGGGAACGAUAACAGAACUAGUUUUCUUGGCCAUUAUACUAUGAUGAAAGGGCACAGCGAACAUGACAAAUUUGCAAUAUUAUUAACAAAAUUAUGACAUUUUCCUCUUCCCGUAAUUUUAGUACAGUGCAAGGGCGGAAAUCUCUCCCCAAAGGUAAGGGGGAACUAGGGGCUGAAAAUUUUGACAAGCAAAAAAUAAAAAAUAAAAAGGUUAUCACCCCAAAAGUAAGGUCAUCUCCCCAAAAUUAAGGUCAUCUCGUCCAAAAUAAUGUUUUAUUUCGAUUUUGAAUGAUGUAUUUCUUUCCAUCAUAAAAGACCAAAAAUAGUAGGGGGACAUUUGAUAUUGUGUCCCCCCUACUAUUUUGGGUAGGGGUGACGCGUCCCCCUGUCCCCCCUCUGAUUUCCACCCAUGGUACAGUGUUAGACCUUUGUCUAUGAACUUAAAGUGAACUUCAGUAGACAGGCCUAUGAUAUAGUACACUCUAAAAACAGAGAGUAAAAAUUCACCCAAUAUUGGGUAGAAAGGGAACAUGCAUGUUUGCUGGGUAAUUUUCCCUCAAUAUUGGGCCAAACGCAUGUUUGAAGGGUAAAUUUUAACGCAACAUUGCGUAAAAUUUACAAAAUAUUUGGUAUCUUCUUACCCAACAAACAUGCAUAUUGCCAUUUUACCCAAUAUUGGGUUAACCCUUUUUUUAGAGUGUAACAGUUUAGAAAAUUAUGUAUUCAUAAAGUUACCAAAUUUUACAAUAUUUCUGAAUCAGUGAAUGUAUUCGUAAGAUUAAGUUAGAUGUAUAUUUCUUUUAAUAUGUAUUUAUUACCUGUACUUGUAUAUUGAAAUUUAAGUAAUGAUUCUUCAUUUUUUAUUUCUUCAUUUCAUCAAGAAAUAAAAGAGCUUUAUAGCCAAUACACAUUA